AUGACGGAGAAAACGUGUCCAUCUACAGAAAGGAUCGCGGAAGAAAAGGUUUUAUCUAUCCGUGAGAUGGCGCAAGAAGGCUUCACUGGUGGUCAACUUGACGCGUUCCUCAGAAAUCUGCAAAGGGCUUGCGAUAGAAACGACACACAACUGCUUGAUCGACUGAUGGAUAAAGCGUUGGAAGCUUCCCUAGCCAAGGCAGAAGGCAACACCACAUCUGACGAUAAGGCAAAGCAGACGGAGAACAACAAUACCGCAGGCUAUCUGGCGCAGCAACAAGAACACGCUUUGUCCCCGUGGAAACGAAUGCAGACAAUGGCAAAGAACUUCUGGAGAAAGCUUACCGACAGUUACUGCAAAAAUGAAAGCAGUGAGGCAGCAAAGAAAUGCUUCAUUGAAUUGGCAGAGAUUGGUCGCCUAACGCCAACAGAGGUGAUGAUUGGCCAGUACCUUUUCUUUGCAGAGGACCCCGCAUAUGCCUUGGAAUGCCUCAAGACUCUCCUUUUCAAUUGCGAAGAGGAGUACAGAGUCCAAUUCCACAACUGGGGAUUGGUUGAGAGUUUCGACCCCGUCAAACAAGAGAUGUACGGAGCACGAGUGGAGAAACUCCAAUACCCUCUGUUCCCGGAUAUACCGGAAUUUAGAAAGUUAAACGCCGAGUUACUCCGCCCGACCAAAGGCACCCUUCACGGGGGAUCCUCGGAUGCAACGCCGGAGGCCGAAAAGUUGUACGACCUGAAGCGGGAAGGUGUUCUUAGCGGCGGUGGCUACACAGAGGCCAUUUACGAUGCCCAUGGGCAACAGAUUGCUGCCAUGGACAUGAGUAAUACCGAGCAACACUUGGCCCUCCUAGCGACGAUGGUGAAGGAUCUGCAGCGCAAGCAACGCCACCACACAAGCACACCAACCCCAGCUAUUCACACAAAUGGGGGUGGACGCAGGGGACGCGGAGGCGCAGGUGCAGGAGUAAACAAAGGACGCGGAGUUACCUUUGCCACAAGCAGGCCGUAUCAGUACAGAGGGGGUGGCGAAUCUGCGGACUGCGAGUUCGACGAACCCAACCCAAAAAACGUGCAUCCCCCGUCGGAAAGGAAACAGCAGUAA
Trypanosoma theileri is the source of this 1104-nucleotide messenger RNA. RefSeq names its product TATE DNA Transposon. The record is from RefSeq and is a predicted model, not a curated record. The coding region runs from base 1 to 1104 and encodes 367 amino acids. NCBI's taxonomy places the organism in Eukaryota, Euglenozoa, Kinetoplastea, Trypanosomatida, Trypanosomatidae. The transcript has a single exon.